This is a messenger RNA of Chara braunii, 4307 nucleotides long. NCBI's taxonomy places the organism in Eukaryota, Viridiplantae, Streptophyta, Charophyceae, Charales, Characeae. The record is from the annotation of a GenBank genome assembly.
CACACACACACACACACAGAGAGAGAGAGAGAGAGAGAGAGAGAGAGAGAGAGAGAGAGAGAGAGAGAGAGAGAGAGAGAGAGAGAGAGAUGGAAGAAGGUGAUGGUGAUAGAGAGGAAUGUAUCGCGGAGGAAGCCAUUGGCGGGGAGUUUGAAGAUGGUGAGCGGAUGAUGGAUAACUCUCCGUCGGCAUCGACGAGGGUCGUCGGUGGAGGGAUUGGCGUCGCCGGGAAGAUGAAGUUGAAGAGCAGUGUUGAUGACAAGUCGCCACGUGUCUUGAGUUCGUUUUUCAGCUCUCAGAUCACCGGCCGCGGCUGCAAGUCUCUGCGCAAUCUUCCUCGCGAUGUCUAUCGCCGUCUUCAGAGCGGCUCCAACGGAAUGGCCGCUCUCUGCAUUGACCUGGAAACCCAUCUCUCAUCGAAUGACGUGGAGAGCUGCAGAACUGUCCUGAGGACGAUUUCUCGUCAGAUUAACGAGUUGACAUCCAUUCAUCAUCAAGCUAAUCGAGAGUCCUUUGUGCUCUUUGGCGGGGACGCUUUGUUGCUGAGAGUUUUGAACAGUCCGUUCGCGAAUAAUGCUGUGGGGGGUAGAAGCAAGAUUGGAGUCGGCGCGCAGCUGGCUUCGCAAAGCACAAGGGUCGGUCUGGCCGGGAUCUUGGCCACGUCAUCGUCAACUACCAGUGGAGCGGCAACAGUAGGAGGAGGAGGAGGAGGGGGAGCAGGAGGAGGGGGAGCAGGAGGGGUGGUAGGUACUCUGCCAGCGGGGGGAGGUCGGAGAAGGCCCCGGUUGAUAGAUUCGGACCGAAUGUGGACGGCGGCAGCGAGAUUACAGAGGGCGGGAAAUGAAAAUGGCGGGAACGAUGAGCGCGGGAACCAGCGGGAGCGGGAGGAGGAGGAGGUUCUCCCCGCUCCUGUAUGGUUCUUGCGCAAUGAGUGUUUGGCCAUUCUUCGCGAUCUCUGCUUUACUUCACCCUAUUUUCCGGAGUCGCUUGCGCAGCAUCGAGAUUUCCUGCGCCGCUUGUUUAUUCUCAUGGGCAACAAGGAGACUUUUGAUAACGCUGUUGCACUAGCUGAAGAGAUUCUUGCUGCUCGCGAGGAGACUCUCAACCUCCAGACUAUCACUGGAUUUGCAGAUCUUGUCCGAAGCUUUUCAUCGCAGCAACUUGCUUUCUUUUGCCGUGUUUUGGCUAUGGUGGUUUUUGAACCUGAGGAUAGGAGCCCAGAACUGGCCCUUCCCACAACGAGGGGACAAGAUACUGGAACCUUGGAACAAAUUCAUUUCCCGAAGUUCGCUAAGGAGGCGGAUAGGGAGCCAAGUGUUGUGGACACGAACCACGAGGUGCUGAUGUCGAUACCCGAACUCCUGCCACGCCUUGUGAAGCUCCUUCAAGUGAAGAAAGUGCACUAUGGGGGUCAGAAUCCUCUGUUCACAGAUUGGCAGGUGCGGUUUGAUGUGGAUGUUGCUGAAUGGCAACCUCUCUUGGGCUCGCAACGUAGAGAUCGAGAUGAAUGGGGUGAAUUAGAGCUUGAUGGGUCAGAGGAGCUGCAGACAGUCCGCGUUCCCCCAGUAAUGGAGGAUGCGUCUGCUGGGACAGCGCCUCGAGGGCAGUGGAUGGGUGGAGAUUUUUCCCUCGAUGCUGUAUUGAGGAACAGAGAACAUGGAACCGGAAGAAAUGGAAAUGAACCUGUUGUCAGUGGUGCAGACGAGCGAAGAGGUGCCGUGAAUGUUAGGGCUGAUUCACAGAGCACGGACGGUGCAUCCCCUGAUAGGGCCGCAAGGCCAGGAAGAGAGCAUGGUGUUGGUAUGGAUGAUGGAAACGGUGCUGUUCGGCAUGAGUUUGCAAGAGGGGGCGCUGCCACAGGUAUGGGUGCGAGGGGACCUCUGGAAGCAAUGGGUGGUACCAGGUUGCAGCCGAUGGCACAAUUAGGGGGUGGUGAAGGUAAUGGGGUCUGGGAACUACCACAUUGGAUGCAGAUGGUCCAUGGAAUGGUCGUGCUGACAGGAGAGGGAGGUGGUGCUUUUGGUCCUGGCACUGCAGCUUUGGGAGCAGGCCUGGGACAUGGGCUCGCAGCAGUCGUGGAGCGCCGUGGGAUGUCUAUCAAAGCUCUGCAGUUUGCAUCGGUGGAGGUGCUGUUCGUUCUUUGCGCUCUUCUCGGUGGCAAGAAGAAGGAACUGGUUCAGGACAGGCUGGCGGAGCUUGGGCUGGUUCAGGACAGGCUGGCGGAGCUUGGGCUGGUGCCAAUUCUGACAAAGUGGUUCGACAAGCUUGAUUGGAAAGCGCCGACUCCUCCCCCUCCCGAGCCACAUGGCAUACAUGGCCCAGGAUGUGCGUGCAAUCCACAAUCGGCCUUGAAAAUUCAGUAUCUUCGUUUGGUGCAUAACUUUUGUGAUCGAGACAGCUGCAACCGUGCGAACAAACAGCUCCUCCUUCAGCCAGUCAAAGGAUCUUCCAAGGGAACGCGGCGAGAGAACAGAGAUGGGGAUGCGGACCACUUGGAUGUAAAUCAGAGGCCUAAGGGGAAGGGGCUGAUGUCAAAGAUUAUUGAUGUUCUCAUGCAAGAGCCUGCAGAUUCCGUUUACAGGUUUUGGCUGGCAUCUUGUGUGGAGGCAUUCUUGAGGGGCUCUGACCCAAGGGAUCAGGAGUUUGUUCAAUCGAUGGGUCUGAUGGAGCAUUUAGUUGGCGAGAUUCUUAAGGGCGGCUUCAAGUGUGCAGCAUCACUUCAGAUCAACUUUGACUUGCUGGGUGAACUAGUCAAAUUCAACCCUGCGAUGUUCGUGCCUCUCAACAAGCUUUUGGUGGGUGAUAAGUUCGACCGUCUUGUGGAGGUUGUGGUGACACACCUUGUGGACUCUAAUGUUUUCAUUCGAUCUGUUCUGCUUUCACUGGAGUCAUUCUGCUCGGGAACUCCGACACCCCCUUAUGCUGGGCCCAGUCCACCUCAUCCAAACAAAACCUCACGGUACUUGCGAGGUCAACCGACUUUGCUUAGAGACUCGAAGCCCUUCAUGUUCAGGCAGAAUGCCCAGGAUUGGGCAGGUGGCGAGCAAAAGGCGAUGUUGGACGCCGAAGAUCUGAGGGGUUUGGGAAGGGAGAUAGAGAGAUCCUUCAGGAUGAUGAGGUCGUCGUCGUCUCCACAUCUUUCGAGUUCCGGCUGGGAAAGAGGUGGAGGCACGGCAAGCACGGGCGGGCAAGUAAGUUUUGGCGGUCUUCCAUUGCCAUCGCCUGUGCAGUCGUGGAUGUUGUUGGCAUUGCCUUCGCCUCCGACAUCGUGCCAGAUGCUACCGUCAUCUGCGAUGAGGAUGAGAAUGAGCUCGGGAGGGAAGUGGGGAGUCGCCAUGGGUUUGAGUCAGGUUGAGAGCUGCAAGCUGAGCAUGUUCAUGGCUGCAAACGCGAUGAGAUUACUCCAUGAUCUGAUGUGCGCAGUCCGGCUGGAUGACGUCAAUCAGGACAACAUCUGUGUGCUGAACACGGCAUUGAUUUUCCUCAUUUUUGCAGAGCGGAAUGGAGUGCUGGGCGCUUACCUGCAGCAGCUACGGUGUUCGGACAUGGGUUUAGGCUGGGCUGCGCCCGGUGGGAUGAGCAGCGGUGGGUUGGAGAAAAGUCCUUUCAUGGGUCCUGGAAGCGUGACCAGAAAUUUCAGGGCGCUGCUCGACUUUUGGCAGGAGUACUAUCUCAAGAGGAGAGGGAAGGACUGUGUGAGUCUUGAAUACUCUACGAACAUCCCCUUUUCAGAAUGGCUGCAGAUGGUCGAGUUGCUUUGCUCCGGUCCGGAAUGUUCCAUGUCUCUGGUGUACUCGCCAGGUUUGCAGUGCCCAUCGCUCACCGCAACGUCUGAUCUUCCCCCUCGGCGAUGCUGAGGUUUGCGAGCAUGUACAUAGAAUGAUUUGCAGCAGGAGGCAAAGUAGAGCGAGGGAAGGCCCAGGAGCAGGGAGGAUGCUUUUGGCUCGGAAGGCUGUCGAACGCAGGGUGCUGUACUGCGUGGCAGGAGAAGUGUAAUGGUUCUAAAGGUGGUGAUGUGGUUCAACAAAGAGAGGGUGAUUGUAUGGUUUCCCAUCUCUUGUUUGGUGUGGCGGUUUAAGGCCAGCAUCUAUAAAGGAUACAUGUGCUUUGCAUCUUUUGGCUUUCAAGAGUGGGCUAACGGCACAGCGUGAGUGUGUGCACAACAGCCGGGUAUGAUAUAGAGGGAUUGCAGUUUAGAGAAGUGGGGGCUUUCGUGGUGAAGAUGCGGCCAGGUGCACUUGCCUGAGGGAGAUAGGAAGCAUCAUUUUUCUGAAAGAGGGCUAUGUGAACUCAGAGCCAAGGAAGAG